AUGCACGGGCUGGUCAGAGGGGACCAGAUGGAGCUCGGCAAAGACGCAGACACCGGCGGCCAGGUGAAGUAUGUGGUCGAGCUGGCCAAGGCGCUGUCCCGCCACCCCGCGGUACACCGCGUCGACCUCCUCACGCGCCUCAUCCGCGACCCGUCCGUCGACGGCAGCUACGGGGAAGCCGAGGAGCUGCUUGCGGAGGGCAGCGGCGGGGGGCGCCUCGGCGGCGCGCGCAUCGUGCGCAUCGCGAAGGAGGCGCUGUGGCCGUAUGUGCGCGAGUUUGCCGACAACGCGCUCGCCCACGUGACCGCGACCAUGGGGCGGCUGGCGGCGGCGGGGGAGGUCUGUGAGCUCUACCACAUCCACGGCCACUAUGGUGACGCCGGUGAGGCGGCGGCCCUCAUGAGCUUCACCCUGGGGUGCGACAUGGUGCUGACCGGCCACAGCCUGGGCCGCAACAAGCUGGAACACCUGCUCAAAGGACGCACCAUGUCCCGCCAGGAGAUCGAGUCGGUGUACGCCAUAUCGCGCCGCAUCGAGGCCGAGGAGCGCUCUCUGGACGCGGCGCUGGUGGUGUUCACCUCCACCCAGCAGGAGGUCAGGGACCAGUGGGGCCUCUACGACGG
Messenger RNA from Monoraphidium neglectum, 623 nucleotides. RefSeq names its product sucrose-phosphate synthase. The record is from RefSeq and is a predicted model, not a curated record. Lineage: Eukaryota; Viridiplantae; Chlorophyta; Chlorophyceae; Sphaeropleales; Selenastraceae. The annotation marks the transcript as partial. The transcript has 5 exons.